CCCUGUUCACAAUGGUUGAGAUAACAGAUGACGAAGCAGCUCUGUAUGACAGACAGAUCAGAUUGUGGGGGGUUGAUGCACAGCGCUCCCUGCGCGCAGCUAACGUAUUCGUUAAGCGCUGCGGGCCCCUGGGAGCGGAAGUGUGUAAGAACAUAGUGUUGUCAGGUGUUAACUCCCUCACAAUACUAGACACCAGGAUAGUGGAGGAGAAACAUUCUGCUACUAACUUCCUUAUCAGAACCAACACCGGCAAAUCAUUUGCAGAAACGUGUGUACCGAAUCUGCAGAUCUUAAACCCGCUAGUUAAAGUAGAUUACGUUACGGAGGAUCUGACGGAGGACACUAUCAAACAGUACUCUGUUGUCUGUAUUACAGACGGCAGUAAGACGGAGUAUGAGGAGACAAACAAGCUAUGUCGGAUACACGGGGCUAUGUUCCUAGCUACAAAUACCUGGGGUAUGACGGGGUUCAUGUUCCAGGACUGUGGGGAAAAGUACAAGUACAUCGCAGAGAAACCUAAAAUAGCGCGCGGCAAGGCGAGUGAGAAGCAGGACACUAAGAGACGGAAGGUGGAGGAAGAUAACUCAGAGUACGAAGAGAGAGUUGCUCACUUUACCCAGUACAGCAAUGUUGCUCCCUUAUCUUCUCUUAAGUUCUCCUCCCCUGCUGUGCUUAUAACUCACGGAAUUUUAAACGAAGUAGCGGAUCUAGGGGAGCACUGUAAAACAAUGUGUCAGAAAAUAGGAGGAAAAGAGGUUCCUGAGGAACUGAUCAGGAACGUGUCUGGGGAACUAGUACCAAUUUGUGCAAUAGUUGGAGGGAUUGUCAGUCAGGAGAUAAUAAAGAUAGUCAGCAAGAAAGAUGAUCCUAUAGUCAACAGCUUGUACUUUGAUGGACUUUCAGGGGCGGGUAUAAUUGAGAACUUCAGGUGUUGCGAGUUUAAGAAGUAAACAUACUUUCACUUUCACUUUCACUUUGUUGAAAGUUUGUGAAGUUAAGAAAUAGGAAUUAUAUCAAACCGUUUUAAUGAAGCUGUUAAUCAUGUUGAUGUUGAAUUUUCUUGAAGGUAUCUGCUGGUUAUACUGAGUACUAACUGAUGGUACUGACUGGCAUGGUAGCGAUUUCUUCUUUCACUUUCACUUUCUCCUGCAGUUUAUAAUUUUUACUGAUGGUGUUGGUUGACUAAAUUUUUAAUUUUUAAUCACAAGGAGUUGUUUUUGUUAAAGAUAUACAUUAUACAUUUAAAUUAGGGUUAAUUCAGCUAGCUAAUCUAUCUGAGGGAACAUUUACUCGAUUGUGAAUUCCACUCAUUUAUUACUGUGAACAAGCAUUGUCACGCUGUACUAUUUCUUUUGACUACACGAGAACGAAAAUAUAAUUAUUUGGUAUGCUGUAUAAGAUGUUACAUUUUGUUAUCAACUUCAUAAUAAGAUAAUAGGACGUACGAUUUAAUUUAUCUUACAUUUAUUUAUAUCACAUUAAGU
This is a messenger RNA of Bolinopsis microptera, 1484 nucleotides long. Its product is annotated as SUMO-activating enzyme subunit 1-like. Lineage: Eukaryota; Metazoa; Ctenophora; Tentaculata; Lobata; Bolinopsidae. The transcript is spliced from 7 exons. Gene Ontology annotation, molecular function: SUMO activating enzyme activity. Gene Ontology annotation, cellular component: SUMO activating enzyme complex; cytoplasm. Bases 12 to 950 code for a protein of 312 amino acids. Gene Ontology annotation, biological process: protein sumoylation. The record is from RefSeq and is a predicted model, not a curated record.